Suhomyces tanzawaensis NRRL Y-17324 is the source of this 921-nucleotide messenger RNA. RefSeq names its product 3-methyl-2-oxobutanoate hydroxymethyltransferase. Gene Ontology annotation, cellular component: mitochondrion. Bases 1 to 921 code for a protein of 306 amino acids. The record is from RefSeq and is a predicted model, not a curated record. The transcript has a single exon. Gene Ontology annotation, biological process: pantothenate biosynthetic process. NCBI's taxonomy places the organism in Eukaryota, Fungi, Ascomycota, Pichiomycetes, Serinales, Debaryomycetaceae. Gene Ontology annotation, molecular function: magnesium ion binding; 3-methyl-2-oxobutanoate hydroxymethyltransferase activity.
AUGUCAUUUGUCAGAUUCAUCAGGUCGUUCUCGUCGGCACCCAGCUUGAGGUCCGCCCACGCGUCCAACCCUCGUAAGACCCUCCUCGACAUCGCCAGCAGGUACAACCAGAACCAGGCCAUUUCCAUGGUCACUGCCCACGACUUCAUCACCGGCAGAAUGCUCGAGAAAGCCAACAUCGACAUCGCGCUCGUGGGCGACUCGUUGGCCAUGACCACCUUGGGCUACAAGGACACCAACGAGCUUCCGUUCGAGGAGUUUCUUUACCACGUCCGCUCGGUGGCACGCGGUAACGCCACCUCGUUUUUGGUGGCUGAUUUGCCGUUUGGGACCUUCGAGCGCCUGACCGAUCAGGCAGUCGAUACUUGUGUCCGUUUGGUCAAGGAAGGAGGCGUCCAGGGCAUCAAGGUGGAGGGUGGAAACCCCGAGAUCCUUCCCACCAUCAGGAAGUUGAACAGCAUGGGCAUUCCCAUCAUGGGUCACGUUGGCUUGACCCCCCAGAGACACAACUCCUUGGGUGGCUUUAAGCUCCAGGGCAACAGUGUUGAGACAGCUGCCCAAAUCUACCGUGAGGUUCGCGCCUUGCAAGAGGCUGGCGUGUUUGCGAUUGUGUUGGAGUGCAUUCCCAACCGUUUGGCUGAGUUCAUCACCGCCAACAUCCAGGUGCCUACCAUCGGAAUAGGUGCUGGUCCUGGGGUCUCGGGACAGGUGUUGGUGAUCGCAGACAUGUUGGGGAUGUGCGACCCUGACGACUCGCACAUGGCCAAGUUUGUCAAGGGAUACGACGGCUUCUUCAAGCGAGGAGUGGAGGGGUUGAAAACCUACAAAAGCGACUUGGAAGAGAAGAAAUUUCCCACCGAGGAGCACGGCUACAAAAUCAAAAAGGGAAUCAUGGACGAGUUGAGAAAGCUCAACUUGUAA